AUGGCACCGCCGGUCGAGGAUCAGGCUGCUCAGGCGGUAUGGACUGGCGCGACGAAUCUGGCGCUGCUUCCAGUCGUUUACCUGACCUACCGGACAGACAUGCGAUUUGAGAGCAUGAUCUGCUUCUUCACGUUGGUGACCUCGGCAGUCUACCACGUGUGCGAGAGUUUGGACUACAAGUUCUUAGGCGUCAACCACUACAGAUGGCACUUCAUGGACAACAUCUUUGCCAUCACUGGCAUCAUGUUGAACAUCGCCAACUUUGCCCAGGCACCGAGACCAUCAACUCUGCGCGAGUUUCGGAUGGCGCUCACAGUCAGCAUCGUGAUCUGCUUUCAAGCAGCAAGCCCCUGGAGCCUUGCCAACACGAUCGUGCCGCUGGCGCUGAGUUUUCCAAUGCUCCUGAUGGAGCUGGCGUACCUCCGAAGGCUUCCAAGCCUUGACAGGAGGGACGCUCUUAAGGCAUUGCUCUGUGUUCCUGCAGCUGCCCUCUGCUUCUACAAGGGCCUCGAUGAAUCGAAGGACUGGCUCCGGCUGUGGCAUGGCGGUUGGCAUCUUUGCAUCGGCGCGGUCACAUACUUCUCCGUCCGUUGCCAGAAUCCGCAGCUCCGAAAAGCGGCGCAGAAGACGGACUGA
Messenger RNA from Symbiodinium natans, 636 nucleotides. Lineage: Eukaryota; Dinophyceae; Suessiales; Symbiodiniaceae. The record is from the annotation of a GenBank genome assembly.